Emiliania huxleyi CCMP1516 is the source of this 708-nucleotide messenger RNA. RefSeq lists its product as hypothetical. Bases 79 to 615 code for a protein of 178 amino acids. NCBI's taxonomy places the organism in Eukaryota, Haptophyta, Isochrysidales, Noelaerhabdaceae. The record is from RefSeq and is a predicted model, not a curated record. Gene Ontology annotation, molecular function: oxidoreductase activity. The transcript has a single exon.
GCCGACGCGCUGCAAUCGCUCUCGCAGACGCUCAAUGGUGCUCCGUUUACUGUCGCCGACGCUCGCCAGGCCGAGCAAAUGGGCGACGCACUUGCGCCCGACCUGCCGGCUGACCUCAAAGGCUUCGCCUACUGCGCUGGCGACAUCGCUCUCAAGCCGUUCAAGCGCGCCGAGCCAGCCGACUUCAGGGCAUGCUUUGAGUUGCACGUGGUUGGCGCGGCUGCCGCGCUGAGGAGCGUCGAGGCCCCGCUGAAAAAGAAUGGUGGCUCUGUCGUUCUCUUUUCCAGCGUGGCCGUGCAGCAGGGCUUCACCAACCACGCCAUCAUCUCGAGCGCCAAAGGCGCCAUCGAAGGGAUGACUCGCGCGCUUGCUGCCGAAUUUGCUCCCUCCGUUAGGGUCAACGCUAUAGCGCCCUCGAUCUCGCACUCGGCGAUGGCGGCGCCGAUGCUGGGGAAGGAAAGCAUGCGCAACACCCUCGCCAAGUCCCACCCGCUCGGCAGAGUCGGCGAGGCAGACGAUUCGGCCGCGCUCGCGAGCUUUCUGCUCAGCGACGAGGCGGGGUGGGUCACGGGGCAGGUGAUUGGCGUGGACGGAGGGCGCGCCGCCGUGGCCUGAGAAGCGCCGCGGCAGGUCAGUACAGCUCUCUCGAUCAGGCCGCCACAUCCUAAUAGCGUGCAAAGGUGUGUGAAACUUGCACAGUGUCUUAAA